AUGGUCGGGCACCAAUGGCCUGCUGAUGACAAGUAUCGCAUUCGACUCCGGGUGGACUGUUGCAGCGGGGAAACAUCUGAGCACAGGUCUCUGGGGGCACACCCGCCUCUCUGUCUUCCAGACCACUUCUGCCACGAGGCUUGGGACCACGAAAGACCCGCACCGAUCCAGUACGCAUGUUCGGCCGCGGCUCUACUCUACCGCAAGCGCGGGCUGCCAAGGCGGUCAAAGCCGGGGACUGUCCAAACUGAUCUCGGCGGUCCUUGUCGAUGCGGCCAGCCACCACAAAAUGACAGGGAGCAUGCAGGAAGAUUCGAGCGGCACAGGGGAACACCUUUGAGUUUCUUGCCUGCUCGAACACCCAAUGGUGUUUCGCAGACAAGGGCCAUUGAUCCCAUCCGCCUUGUCGGAGUUGCGUCUGGCCAUGAGGGCGACCGGCGCGGGGGUGAAGAUGUCUGGGUACGCUGCAGAAAGGCGGCGAGCUCUCCGCCUCCGCCAAUGCAUGCCAUUACCAUGUGCAUGUUUACAGAGCCGCCACUUCGAAUGAGAAAUGCGAAGUAUAUGCGCGUCGGGAUCCCACCGGUGAAGGCUCCAGAUCAAGGAGUCUGCCGCCGGGCCUACGGGAGUCCCACCGCGCAGUCCCAAUUCAGCCGCCAGAAGCGCAGGGGGCGGUUCUCGUGGCCCGCAUCAACCCUGGGCUCGGUUAUCUGGUAA
Messenger RNA from Diaporthe citri, 714 nucleotides. RefSeq lists its product as uncharacterized. The record is from RefSeq and is a predicted model, not a curated record. Bases 1 to 714 code for a protein of 237 amino acids. The transcript has a single exon. Lineage: Eukaryota; Fungi; Ascomycota; Sordariomycetes; Diaporthales; Diaporthaceae.